UCUUCCUUUCUCAGCCAGCACCGGAGCAGCGGGUGAGUGCGUGGCGUGGAUGGACUGGUGAAAUUUGUCAAAAUUCACUCAACUCAGCCAAUUUGAGUCUCACUAGAACGCCGCAAACAUGCCGGCGUAUUUUCAAAGGCCGGAGAAUGCUCUGAAACGAGCAAACGAGUUUCUUGAGGUUGGAAAGAAGCAGCCGGCUUUGGAUGUUUUGUACGAUGUCAUCAAAAGCAAGAAACAUCGAACAUGGCAGAAGAUCCACGAGCCCAUCAUGCUCAAAUACCUGGAGCUCUGCGUGGAUCUUCGCAAGAGCCACCUGGCCAAGGAGGGUCUCUACCAGUACAAGAACAUCUGCCAGCAGGUGAACAUCAAAUCUCUGGAAGAUGUGGUUAGGGCUUACCUGAAGCUGGCGGAGGAGAAGACUGAGACGGCCAAGGGGGAGUCCCAGCAGAUGGUCCUGGAUAUUGAGGAUCUGGACAACAUCCAGACUCCUGAAAGUGUUCUCCUGAGUGCUGUGAGUGGAGAGGACACUCAGGAUCGAACCGAUCGCCUGCUGCUCACUCCUUGGGUAAAGUUCUUGUGGGAGUCCUACCGCCAGUGCUUGGACCUGCUGAGGAACAACUCCAAGGUGGAGCGCCUGUACCAUGACAUCGCCCAGCAAGCAUUCAAGUUCUGCCUGCAGUACACCCGUAAAGCAGAGUUUCGCAAGCUGUGUGACAACCUGCGUAUGCACCUGGGUCAGAUCCAGCGCCACCAUAACCAGAGCACGGCCAUCAACCUGAACAACCCGGAAAGUCAGUCCAUGCACCUGGAGACUCGCCUGGUGCAGCUGGACAGCGCCAUCAGCAUGGAGCUCUGGCAGGAAGCAUUCAAGGCUGUUGAAGACAUCCAUGGCCUGUUUGCUCUUUCCAAGAAGCCUCCCAAGCCCCAGUUGAUGGCCAACUACUACAACAAGGUGUCGACUGUGUUCUGGAAAUCUGGAAACGCUCUCUUCCACGCCUGCACCCUCCACCGGCUCUAUCACCUCUCAAGGGAGAUGCGUAAGAAUCUGACCCAAGAUGAGAUGCAGAGGAUGUCCACCAGAGUCCUCUUGGCCACGCUGUCUAUCCCCAUCACCCCCGAGCGCACAGACAUUGCGCGGCUUCUGGACAUGGACGGCAUCAUUGUUGAAAAACAACGCCGGCUGGCCACCCUCCUGGGCCUGCAGUCUCCACCAACCCGGCAAAGUCUCAUCAAUGACAUGGUGAGAUUUAACUUGCUGCAGUACGUUGUUCCUGAUGUGAAAGACCUGUACAACUGGCUCGAGGUAGACUUUCAUCCUCUGAAGCUGAGCGGACGAGUGACCAAGGUGCUGAACUGGGUGAAAGACCAGGCUGAGAAGGAGUCUGAUCUGCAGCACUAUGUCCCUCACCUGCAGGGUAAUACCAUCCUGAGGCUCCUGCAGCAGGUUGCACAGAUCUAUCAAAGCAUCGAGUUCACCCGCCUGGCCUCCCUGGUUCCAUUUGUGGACGCCUUCCAGCUGGAGCGCUCCAUCGUGGAUGCUGCCCGGCACUGUGAUCUGCAGGUCCGCAUAGACCACACCUCUCGAACUCUGAGCUUUGGCUCCGACCUGAACUACUCGACCAAAGAAGAUGCCCCUGUCGGUCCAUUCCUGCAGAACAUGCCAUCAGCGCAGAUAAGGAACCAGCUGACUGCCAUGUCUGCUUCUCUGGCUAAGGCCAUCCAGGUCAUCAAGCCUGCCUCCAUCCUGCAAGAGCGCGAGGAGCAGAGCCAGCUGGCAAUGGCUGCCUAUCUGAAAAACGCACGCAAGGAUCACCAGCGCAUCCUGGCUCGCAGACAGACCAUCGAAGAGCGCAAGGAGCGCCUGGAGAGCCUGAACAUUCAGCGUGAGAAGGAAGAGCUGGAGCAGCGCGAAGCUGAGAUGCAGAAGGUUCGCAAGGCCGAGGAGGAGCGUCUGCGCCAGGAAGCCAAAGAGAGGGAGAAGGAGCGCAUCAUGCAGGAGCACGAGCAGAUUAAGAAGAAGACAGUCCGGGAGCGGCUGGAGCAGAUCAAGAAGACCGAGCUUGGAGCCAAAGCCUUCAAGGAUAUUGAUAUUGAGGACCUCGAGGAGCUGGACCCUGACUUCAUCAUGGCCAAACAGGUGGAGCAGCUGGAGAAGGAGAAGAGGGAACUCCAGGAGCGCCUGAAGAACCAGGAGAAAAAGAUUGACUACUUUGAGAGGGCCAAACGUCUGGAGGAGAUUCCUCUUAUCAAACAGGCUUAUGAGGAGCAGCGAAUCAAGGACAUGGAGCUAUGGGAGCUCCAGGAGGAGGAGAGGAUCAGUAACAUGAAAGUCGAGCGGGAGAAAGCUCUGGAGCACAAGAAGCGCAUGUCCAGGAUGAUGGAGGACAAAGAAAGCUUCUUGUCCAAAAUAACUGCUGCCCGUAGCUUCAUCUAUGAGGAGAAACUGAAAACCUUUGAGGAGCGCUUGGUGGAGGAGAGGAAGAAGCGCUUGGAAGAAAGGAAGAAGCAGCGCAAAGAGGACAGGCGUAACAACUACUACCGUCAGAAGGAGGAAGACGCUCAGCGUAUCCACGAGGAGCAGCUCAAGAAAGAGCGCGAGGAGGCUGAACGCAUUGAACAGGAGCAGCGAGAGGAGGAGGAGCGGGAGUACCAGGAGCGUCUUCGCAAACUCGAGGAGCAGGAGCGGAAGCAGCGCGCUCGUCAACAGGAAAUUGAGGAGCGAGAGCGCCGCCGUGAUGAAGAGAAACGGGUCCCAGCUGAGGACAAACCCAAGGAUUGGGGCGAGAAGGACGUUGAUAAGGAGCCUGAGAAGGAAGAAGGAGGGUGGAGGAAGCGUGUGGAGGACAAGGAAAGGAGAUCGGAGGAUGACAAAGAAGAAAGAGAAGCUCCUCUCAGGAGGGUAGAAGGUUUCCGCAGGGGUGGAGACGACAGAGGACCCCGUCGAGGCUUCGAUGACGACAGAACCCCCCGCCGUGGCGCUGAUGAGGAUCGUCCCAUACGCAGAGGGUUCGACGAUGACCGUGGUACACGUAGAGGUUUCGAUGAUGAACGCGGCCCAAGGCGUGCUUUCGAUGAGGACCGUGCACCAAGGCGUGGCUUUGACGAUGACCGCGGUGGCCGGCGUGGCUUUGAUGACGACAGAGGUUCUCGCAGAGGCGUGGAUGACACCUGGGGUCCCAGGAGAGGAGGAGAUGAUGAGGAGAGGGGUGGAAGGAGAGGCUUUGAUGAUGCUCCACGUCGUGGUGAGGAUGGCAAAGCUUGGAAGCCCCUGGGCAGGCCUGGUGGUUGGCGUGAGCGGGAAAAGGCUCGUGAGGACAGCUGGGGUCCUCCCAGGGACAAGUCCAGGGAGAAAGGCGAUGAUACUGAAGAGCCAAAACCCAGCGACCGGCGUCCAGUCAGAGAGGAGGGAGUCUGGAGGAGACCCGGCACAGAGGAAGGAGGAAGCAGCUGGAGAGACUCUCGUAAAGAGGAGGCUGACCGAGGAGGGCGCGAGGAGCGCCCGCGUGUUGAGCGCGUUGAGCGUCCGACUGUUGAGCGCGUUGAGCGUCCAACUGUUGAGCGCGUUGAGCGUCCGACUGUUGAGCGAGUCGAGCGUCCGAUCAGAGAGAUCCGGGAAGAGCGUGAAGUCAGGGCCCCACCUAGAGAAACAGAGGAUGGAGCUUCUUGGCGUCGUGGAGGCGAGGAGAAGCGGGAGGAGCGUCCCAGAGACAGUGAGCAAGAGACUGAGGCAGAAAAGGCCUGGCGUACCGACAAAGACAACCCUCGCCGCAUCAAGAACGAGACAGAUGAUGACGGAUGGACCACUGUCCGCCGCUGAGCAACAUCUGCAUCCAAUCGGUUCAAUGAAAUUGGUUCUGAAAAAUAAAUUUGGGUUCCCAUCAGCCAGUUAUAAAUGAAUGGCCACACGCUUGUAAUACUCAUGUGCGUUAUUACUUUGAAAUUGAAUCAUUAUAGACAGUAGUUUUUCUGGGGAUUUUUUUUUCUUUAUCUCCAUUGUUACACUCAGUUGUUUCAACCAGAGUUCUCCUCACCUGCCAGAACAUCAUCAACCAAUGAACUUGUGUGUGUACUUUGGCCUCAUGCAAACCAUCAGAGUAAGCAAAGCUGCCCCCAGUGGUUUGGAGUAUUAUUACCUUACAUGAAGACGUAAACUUAACUAUACUGAAAACAUAGUUACCUGCAACAACUUUCUAUGACAAUUUAGUGCAUCACCAACUGCCUCUUUUUGAAUAAUUUCCAUUGCAUAGAUGUGAUAAUAUGCCACAGAACCACAACUCCCUGUAAAGGCAAUGACACGAGUUGCUCAAACGCUUCAGUGAUCUGUGUUCUUCAUCCAAUAUUUCAGAUGCUUUUCACCCGGUUUAAGAAAUAGAGAAAUUUACAUUUGAUGUGCAUGUUUAGAGUAUUCAAUUAAUCUCGCCUGAUAUCCAGUGUGUGGUUCUAUCGCUGCAAUCAACGGUACUCAACCAGGUUGCAUGUCAACAGAUAAAGCCUUUAUUAAUAAAGAUGUUUGCUCACCAA
Molecule: messenger RNA, 4521 nt
Organism: Eleginops maclovinus (Patagonian blennie)
Lineage: Eukaryota; Metazoa; Chordata; Actinopteri; Perciformes; Eleginopidae
Gene: eif3s10
Product: eukaryotic translation initiation factor 3, subunit 10 (theta)
Exons: 22
Coding region: 119-3817 (1232 amino acids)
Biological process (GO): formation of cytoplasmic translation initiation complex; translation reinitiation
Cellular component (GO): multi-eIF complex; eukaryotic translation initiation factor 3 complex, eIF3m; eukaryotic translation initiation factor 3 complex, eIF3e
Molecular function (GO): mRNA binding; translation initiation factor activity
Source: RefSeq, a predicted model, not a curated record